Acomys russatus (golden spiny mouse) is the source of this 1457-nucleotide messenger RNA. Its product is annotated as indoleamine 2,3-dioxygenase 1-like. NCBI's taxonomy places the organism in Eukaryota, Metazoa, Chordata, Mammalia, Rodentia, Muridae. The record is from RefSeq and is a predicted model, not a curated record. Gene Ontology annotation, cellular component: cytoplasm. Gene Ontology annotation, biological process: 'de novo' NAD+ biosynthetic process from L-tryptophan. Gene Ontology annotation, molecular function: indoleamine 2,3-dioxygenase activity; metal ion binding; L-tryptophan 2,3-dioxygenase activity. Bases 68 to 1294 code for a protein of 408 amino acids. The transcript is spliced from 11 exons.
CAUGUCUAUAAAGAGAUGACCAGGAGCUCCUUCAGUGGCCAAGGGGGGGUCAGUGGAGUAGACAGAAAUGGCACACAGUAAAUUAUCUCCUUCGGAAGGUUCUAGGAGGAUCCUUGAGGAACACCACAUAGAUGAAGACGUGGGCUUUGCUCUGCCACACCCACUGGAGGAACUGCCCGAUGCAUACAAUGCCUGGAUCCGCAUUGCUAGAAAUCUGCCUCCGCUGAUUGAGAACAGGCAGCUUCGAGAAGAAGUUGAGAAGCUGCCUCCACUACGCACUGAUGAAUUGCAAGGGCACAGGCUGCAGCGCCUGGCACAUUUGGCCCUGGGGUGCAUCACCAUGGCAUACGUGUGGUACCAAGGGACUAGUGACAUCCGAAAGGUGCUGCCCAGAAAUAUUGCUGUUCCCUAUUGCGAACUCUCGGAGAAGCUGGGUCUGCCUCCCAUUCUGUCUUACGCAGACUGUGUCCUAGCAAACUGGAAGAAAAAGGACCCCAACGGGCCCAUGACAUAUGAGAACAUGGACAUUCUGUUUUCGUUUCCUGGUGGGGACUGCAGCAAAGGCUUCUUCCUUGUUUCUCUGUUGGUAGAAAUCGCAGCUUCUCCUGCAAUCCAAGCAAUCCCCUCUGUAUGCAGUGCUGUGCAGCAUCAAGACCUGAAAGCACUGGAAAAGGCACUGUAUCAUAUAGCUACCAGUCUGGAGAAAGCCAAGGAAUAUUUUAAGAAGAUGCGUGACUAUGUGGAUCCUGACCAGUUUUUCCAUGUUCUUCGCAUAUAUUUGUCUGGCUGGAAAGGCAAUCCCAAGCUGCCAGACGGGCUGCUGUAUGAGGGAGUCUGGGACACCCCAAAAAGGUUUUCAGGGGGCAGCGCGGGCCAGAGCAGCAUCUUUCAGUGUCUUGAUGUCCUCCUGGGAAUAAAGCAUGUCACUGGUGAAGAAGAGCCAGUAGGCUUCCUGCACAGAAUGAGAGACUAUAUGCCUCCAUCCCAUAAGGCCUUCCUGGAAGACCUCCACUCGGCUCCAUCACUGAGGGACUACAUACUGGCCUCUGGUGCUGGGAGCUGCCUGAUGGCCUAUAACCAGUGUGUGGAUGCAAUGGUGGAGCUGCGAAGUUACCACAUCAACAUGGUGGCCAGAUAUGUCAUCUCUGCUGCUGCCAAGGCCAGAAGGGGCAUGCCAACCCAUCUCUCACCCCAUGCCUUGGAGGACAGGGGCACUGGAGGCACUGCAGUGCUGACCUUUCUGAAGAGUGUUAGGGAGAAGACCAUGGAAGCUAUCCUGCAUCCCAGGGCUUAGCAGUUCAUGUCCUGUGUCCUGUGCAUUGGCCCCGUGGGAGCCAGAACCAGGGCCAGAGCACUGCCUGAACCCAAGCAAGUGUUGCUCCAAAGAACACCAUGUCCUUUGUUCGUAAACUGUGGCUCUCACGCCACACCGACCCCAGCCGGUUUGCUUGCUAGAA